This is a messenger RNA of Aptenodytes forsteri (emperor penguin), 925 nucleotides long. It is a transcript of the gene MAFA, whose product is annotated as MAF bZIP transcription factor A. The transcript is spliced from 2 exons. Gene Ontology annotation, molecular function: DNA-binding transcription factor activity, RNA polymerase II-specific; RNA polymerase II cis-regulatory region sequence-specific DNA binding. NCBI's taxonomy places the organism in Eukaryota, Metazoa, Chordata, Aves, Sphenisciformes, Spheniscidae. The record is from RefSeq and is a predicted model, not a curated record. Gene Ontology annotation, biological process: retinal rod cell development; regulation of transcription by RNA polymerase II. Gene Ontology annotation, cellular component: nucleus. The coding region runs from base 17 to 925 and encodes 302 amino acids.
CCCUCCAUGGACUGAGAUGGCCUCGGAGCUGGCCAUGAGCGCGGAGCUGCCCACCAGCCCCCUCGCCAUCGAAUACGUGAACGAUUUCGACCUGAUGAAGUUCGAGGUGAAGAAGGAACCGGCGGAGGCGGAGCGGCUGUGCCACCGUCUGCCCGCCGGUUCCCUCUCCUCCACCCCGCUCAGCACGCCCUGCUCCUCCGUGCCUUCCUCGCCCAGCUUCUGCGCUCCCAGUCCCGGUGGGCAACCGGCCCCCGGUCCCCCAACUACCACCGCCGCCUCCCUGGGCUCCAAACCGCAGCUGGAGGAGCUGUAUUGGAUGUCGGGUUACCAGCAUCACCUCAAUCCCGAAGCUCUCAACCUGACGCCGGAGGACGCGGUGGAGGCGUUGAUCGGUGCCCCACACCAUCACCAUCAUCACCAUCAAGGUUACGAGCCUUUCCGACCUCAGCCCUUCGGUGGCGAGGAGCUACCGCCGGCCGCCCAUCACCAUCCCGGCCAUCACCAUCAUCAUCAUCACCACCUGCGCUUGGAGGACCGCUUCUCCGACGAUCAGUUGGUGAGUAUGUCGGUACGGGAGCUGAACCGGCAGCUGCGGGGCUUCAGCAAGGAGGAGGUGAUCCGCCUCAAGCAGAAGAGGAGGACCUUGAAGAACCGAGGCUACGCUCAGUCUUGCCGUUACAAGCGGGUCCAGCAACGGCACAUCUUGGAGAACGAGAAAUGCCAACUCCAGAGCCAGGUGGAGCAGCUCAAGCAGGAGGUGACCCGCUUGGCCAAGGAAAGGGAUCUGUACAAAGAAAAAUACGAGAAGUUAGCCGGCCGGGGCUUCCCAAGGGAGCCCUCCCCAGCCACCAAGAAUUUUGGGGGCUCCCUAAGUGUCUGGGUGGAGUCUGGCCAUGGGAUCAUGUUGGGAGCUAUUGUAACAUGA